UACGCUUUUAUGUUGAUAACACUUUCUUUAUAUGCAUGCAUAUUAUUUUCCAGACUCCAGACAUUUGGCUUUGUAAAAAUUAAGUUCUUAGACGGACAAGUGAAAUUAAUGUAUGAGUCGACUGCAUUUGAUUCUAGUUCGUUGCAUACACAUGUAUUUCUUUCUAACUUUUGCUAUAUUUGGCUAUAAUUGUAUCGGACUUCAAAUUUGUGAAGAUAGUUUAUAAUUUCUGAAAGCUUCAGCAACUUGGUAUCCUGUAUCCCUCUUUCCUCUUUUGUACAAAUCCUCCUUCUCUAUGCGAAUGAACUCUUCUAAGAAUUUGAAAACACAACAGGAAAUGAGAAGUUCUGCAUAGCACAGUCUUGGUUUUUGACUCACCCUUUAAUCACAAUUUAGCAUCUGCUAACCUCUUAACCUACCUAUGAAGCUGUUAACCUUCAUUAGGCUAAAAUAAUGUAUCUUUUGAAAUUUUGUACUUAUGUUGUACCAGGCGAGGCUAUAUUGGUUUGACCAGUUGGUGGUUUCACUUUCUAUUCAUGAUCGAAUUCUGAUGUAGUUGACAAUGAUUUUAGGACUAUUUUGGUAACGCCUUCUGGUAGAAAUAGGGCUAUUUUAGGUAGAUAUAGUUGAUUCCGUGAACCACUUUGCCUAUGUUUGGCUCCUAUUUAUAAAACUCAAGCCACUUUUUAUCGGCUCAUUUCAAGAGACUCACAAGUAUUACUGAUAUAUCCUUCACUUGUUUCUAUCUAUUUAUUAUUUAAACUGCUUAUGAACACUUGUCAAACAUGUGUAGAGAUUUGCUAAGAAGAUUUGUCACUAUGUGCCUUAAGUUUGUUAAACUCUGUCUUCCUUCUCUCAUUCAUUGAUGAUUUAUUGGGUCUGUUAUGGUACCUUCUUUUGUUAUUUAUCAAGAAGCAAUUAAGGUAAUGAGUUCUUUGUCCUUUAUUUAUAUGUCAAUCGUACUUGAGUAAAUUCAAUUGGCAUUGAUGCUAUUUUAUUCUAUAAUGGACAAACUAGGAGUUGUCAUGAUUCAUGACAUGUUAUCCGUAUGAUGAAAUACUUGGGAGUGGUGGUAUGUUAUAUUUGUUGACAUCACCGAUACAUUAGUGAGUGCUACUAGUUAUGCUUUGACUUUCCAAUCUAGAGAGUUGCCAUAGAUACUUAUUGCAAAUAUUCUAGGGUGUGUACUUGACUAGGAUUUUAGUGAAUUUUGAAAGAUUAUAAAUCUAAUUAAUUGCGUGAAUUUGAAUAGAUUUCUAUUGAAUCCAUAAGAAUUUCGUUAAAAAUAAUGAAGUUUCAAAAGAGUUUGUUAUGUGUAUUUUUAAGCUUAAAAUCAAUCCAAAUAUCUUGAAAUCCUUUUAAAUCGACGAAUUAUUGGGGUCACUUAGGUUUUAAUGGAUUUCAAUAAAACUCAUUAAAAUCUCAAUUUGGGACACCUGAACUUAAAAAGACUUCUAAAAUCUAUUUAAAUUACAAUUGAGGACACUCCACACAAGUUUUUGUAACUUGGAAAUUUUUUCAUUUAAGGGGGUGACUGGAAGAUUAAGCACUAUUAUAUUGAAUAUUUAGAAUGUUUAUUUGCACAAGAAUAAUGUCACAUCAUGCCUUUGUUCAUGUUUCUCUUUUUGCAAAUUUGAUUAACCUUUUUUUUUUUUUUAUGAUAAUUGUGUUAUUUAUUGCUAAUUAUACAAGAUGGCUUACCAUUAAUAUAACUUCUUACUCUUUGAAACUUCCUUUCACUUCGGUCAUCUUAUCUUGAUGAUCAAGGAAUCAUAAUCUUGAUUUCGGAGAUCAAGGAAUCCAUGAAUGGGUUACUAAUAAUAUAGAUACAAAUUGUCCUUCGGGAGCAAGAAUUUCCAGGAACGUUAGGAACAUUUUGGUUUCUCUUCUUUUCCACGUUCUAAUGGUUUGAUGUUUCAUCUUAGGCAAGAUUGGGAAAAAUUAAGGAGUAUGCUAUCCUUCUAUCUUAAGCAGGUCCUGUCUCAAUAUCCAGAGUCGAAAAUGACCACCGAGCAGCAGAUUUCUUUAUUAGGAGAGACCUUCUCGGAGUUGGUGAAAAGGUUGGAUGAUGCUGUUCAUAGCUUCGAUGAAGGUCCUCCAUUUACAUUGCAAAGGCUUUGUGAGAUUCUAUUGUCUGCAAGAAACAUUUACCCCAAGCUUUCAAAGCUCGCUUUGGCUCUAGAGAAGAAUCUGUUGGUCACAUCUACAUUGACUGUCUCAAGUGAUUCAUAUCCUCCAGCAACCAUACAAAAAUCUAAUGGAGCUUAUGAAAAGCCUGAGAAUCCCCAGCAUCAGGCCAAUUCAGUAGAAAAUGGGGUUGAGCCUGCUGUAGGGGAUGGGGAUGAAAUAAUGGCUGAGGCAGAGGAAACUGAGGUUGAUGAAGGUAUGACAAUAGACAUGGAAACUAUUGAAGAAAUAGCCAGAUCGUCAGAAGCAAAUUCAACUCCGACUGUUGAGUCAUAGCAUUGCAUUAAGAGUUCUACAGCAUCGAUCUCGUAAUAUAUUGUCUUUCAGCAAAGACGUGAAAGCUAGAGGCUGAAUGGUGCAUAAAAGCAAUAUGGAGUCUGACCCUUUGUAUUAUUAUCAUUUAAAAUCCUCUUCUUUCAGGCAUAACGUAUAUAAUCAUCUGCUGAUACUUGAUGCAUAUUUUAGCAACUUAUGCCUGAAGAUAAGAAUGGUUUGGUAUGUUUCUUCAUUUGGUUAUCAAGUUUUGCAUGAUUGCAUUCGAUAA
Molecule: messenger RNA, 2731 nt
Organism: Olea europaea var. sylvestris
Lineage: Eukaryota; Viridiplantae; Streptophyta; Magnoliopsida; Lamiales; Oleaceae
Product: serine/threonine-protein phosphatase 4 regulatory subunit 2
Exons: 5
Coding region: 1912-2463 (183 amino acids)
Biological process (GO): protein dephosphorylation
Cellular component (GO): protein phosphatase 4 complex; nucleus; cytoplasm
Molecular function (GO): protein phosphatase regulator activity
Source: RefSeq, a predicted model, not a curated record